AUGAAUGUACAUCCAUCCGACGUGUCCGAGAACAAUCAAUUGGAUAUUGUUUAUCAAUUAUCUCAAGAAAUUCAAUCUUCAGCUGUUAGUUUACUACGUACUGAUUUAAUUAAAUGUAUCCCUUCUGAUGAUAAUGGUUUGAAUAAUAUCCCAUCACUGUUUUCAAAUGAUCAACUUACUAGUCUAUUAGAAUAUCUACGUUCACUUAGACAAUGGGCAGUAACUAUUCCAGAUUUACUCAGGAAUAAUAAUAAUAAUAAUUCUAUUGAGAAUAUUAAUAAUUGUCGAAAAGAUGUAUAUAAUUCAAUGAAAAAUCUUUUAGAUUCAUUAUUUUUAUGUUUAUUUAAAGAGGAUAAAAUUGUAUCAUUCUGGUGUUUUAUUCCUAUUCUUAUUCAAUCAAAUAUUAUUCUAUGUUUAUCAAUAUGUAUACAAGUAAUAAUUAAUUUAUUAAGUGAAUCAAUACAAUCUAUUAAAUUAUUUGAUAUUUAUUCAUUAUUUAUUAUAUUAAUAUCUAAUUAUCGUUUAUUAAUUUGUUUAACAAAUUAUGGUUUAACAUUAUGGGGUUAUAAUAAUUAUCAUCAAAUAAAUCAUAAUCGUUUAUCAAGUCAUUAUGCUUAUUUAUUAUAUUUAUUAUUAUUACGUAAUCAACAAAAUGAUAAAAUGCUUAAAUUUAUUCUUCAAAAUUUAUAUGAUAAAUGUUUAAAUGAUAAAUAUAUUUUAUAUUAUAUCAUAGAACAAUCAUGUCAAAUAAUUAAACCGAUUGAUAAUUAUUCAAUAAAAAUAGAUCAUUAUCAAUUAUUAUUAAUACAAUUAGCUACAAGUUUAAAUAAAUUUAAUAUACCAUUAUCAUUGAAUGGAAUGAUUGCUGAUACUGACAUUGAUAUUAAUUUUAUUCAUUUAAUAAUUGAUAUUACUGGAUUAGCAUUAUUAUUAUUAAGUCAAGAUAUAACAACUAAUCAAUUGGAACAAUCAACUAAAUCACAAAGAAUUUUACCUACUAGUAUAAAAUCAUGUUUAGGUUAUUGGAUGUCAUAUCUAACAAUGUUUUAUUCUUCUUCUUCUUCUUCUUCUCGCCUAAUGAAUGAUAUAAUGAAAAUAUUGUUGAAUGAAUGCUCUAGAUUAUGUUCAUUAUGGAUUAAAGAAUUAAUUGUUUGUUCUCCAGAAGAGGAUGUAACUAUUCAGGCUAAUAAUAAUACAGUUUGUCUGCUGCAUGUAAACUAUCCUUAUGCUCGAUUACGUGGUUUAGUUCAUAUACUGGCUAGUAUCACUUUUUCGAAUUUGGAUAAUAGUAGUGACAGUAGUUUGAUUACAAACGAGAGUAUUACACCAAAUUCAGAAGGUAAUGAUAAUGAUAAACAACCUGUUGACGUUCAAUCAUCAUCAUCCAUACUAUCACUUCACCAAAAAAGUAAUGAACCAUCAGAACAGAACAUGCCAAUCACACGAGAGUAUGCUAAUGAAUUAUUAAAAAUUCUUUGCGAUAUUUUAGUGAUUACACAUUAUGCAACUCAUAAAUUUGAGGAAUUUUAUAAUUUUCCUAAUUCAAUCGAAGAUAAUUUACCAUUCAAGAAUGAUCUAGUGAAAAACAAAAAUUUUGCUGUUUAUCCAUCUAAAUUAGCGAAGAAAAUGGUGCUACUAUCUACGAGAUCACCCUUCUCAUUAAUUCAAGCUAUUUGUUUUAAACAAGAUGUGAUUCGGUGCAUAGUUGGAUUGAUUACACAAUUUCCUCAACUAUCACUUUCAUUAGCCUUACACAAAUUUGACGCAGAUAAUUACAUGGUAGGCGAUGAUGAUGUCAGCGGGAAAUUAAUCUAUUCAACAACACCUACACCAUCAUUUUUAUCUACCUUUGAAGUGAUAUUAGAUGCUACAAAUAGGGAUCCAUUCAAUUCAUUCUGUGUUGAAUGGGCUAUUCUCCUGAUCCGGUUAUUGGUAAAAUCAAAUCAACCACACAGUUCACAAGUGAUGUCCGUUUUGUCUUCAAAAUUGAAUGGAUUAAAUAUAUUAAAUGAUUGA
Schistosoma rodhaini is the source of this 2016-nucleotide messenger RNA. The record is from the annotation of a GenBank genome assembly. Lineage: Eukaryota; Metazoa; Platyhelminthes; Trematoda; Strigeidida; Schistosomatidae.